This is a messenger RNA of Elgaria multicarinata webbii, 1649 nucleotides long. It is a transcript of the gene BICDL2, whose product is annotated as BICD family like cargo adaptor 2. The transcript has 9 exons. The record is from RefSeq and is a predicted model, not a curated record. Gene Ontology annotation, biological process: Golgi to secretory granule transport; vesicle transport along microtubule. Lineage: Eukaryota; Metazoa; Chordata; Lepidosauria; Squamata; Anguidae. Bases 40 to 1617 code for a protein of 525 amino acids.
GCCACCCCUCCCCACUCCUCCUCCCCCCCCCCAAACCCCAUGGCAACAACCACAGCUUCCUCCACGUACCCUGAGGAGGAGGUCCUCCGGCCCUCUUUCCCCCUGACCCCUCCGCCCGCUCUGGGGGACGAGUUCUACCCCUUUGGGGGUGAACGUCCGCCGUCUUUCGCGGGCGAAGCGGCUGCUGGGGACGGGGACCCCGAAGAGGAGGCGGAUCUGGAGGUGCUGCUGCAGAGGAAAGAGCAGGACCUGCUACUGGCAGCCGAGCUGGGAAAGAUGCUACUGGAACGCAAUGAGGAACUGGAGCGGCGCUACGAGGAACUGGCGAAGGAGCACACCGAGGCCAAAGAGCAACUCGAACAAGAGAAGCACGAACUCCGUCGGCAUCUUGAAUCAGGACGGGCCGAGUUCGAAACCCGCGUGGCGGAGCUGGAGGCCGACUUGAUGGCUGCUCGAGCCCGGCUGGGGCAGCAACGUCUGGAACAGCAGGACACGAGCCGGGAAAGCUCCCAGGCUGUCCUGGACCUUUCGGAGCAGAACCAGCGCUUGGUGGAGCAGCUAAGUCAGGUCACUCAGUUGGAGCAGCGCCUACGGGAAGAAUUGAGCUCGUUGCGCGGGGAGCAUCGGAGCCUGACCCUUAGCAGCACUGAACACGCCGCCCGGACACAGAGCCUGCAAGCUGAGAAUCUUAUGUUACAAGAGCGGAACCAAGAUCUGGAGAAACAGACUCACCAACUUCGGGAAGAGAAUGAAUCUGUCCAGGCACUGGUGGACACGCUGCACGAUAACCUCCUCCUACUCCGCAAAGAGAGUCAUGAAAAGGAGCUGCGGAUGCGACAGGUAGGAGUGGAAGCAGACGAGCUCCGGGCCUCCAACCGUCGUCUCCAGCAUCAAGUCAAGGAGAUGAAGGAAGAGAUCCGUCUGCAUGACUUAGAUACCUCAGUGAACUCCAUCCAGUCUGAGAUCGAAAGUAGCUUGGAGGAUGCUCCUGGAGCACCUGGACAGGCACCUAAGCAGAUGACCAGUGGUGCCUGCAAGACCUGUCCCAUCCCCAUGGCUCCAAAGAACCCCUUGCGAAGAUCGGAGGAGGAGGAAGCUGAAUAUGCCAGAAAGGUUUCGGCCUUGAGUCACCUGGAGCAAGAUAUACUGAGGCAGAAAGAAACGGAGAUCGUGAGACUCCAGGAUCAGAUUACUUUGCAGUAUGUGGAACUCUGCCACCUGAAGGCUGAGAUAGAGAACCAGAGGCGUCUGUAUCAAGAGAGCAACCGGGAUGAAGCCUUGAAAUUCGCCAUAGGAGAUCGGGAUGAGGCUAUCAUAAAGAAAAGCGAGAUAGAACUGGAAAUGGCCAAAGUCUCUCUGGAACGGGAUUCAUUGAGCCAGCAGUUAUUACGCGUCAUACGCCAGAAGAUGGCACUUUCCCAGGAGCUGGAAGCUUGGCAAGAUGAUAUUCAGUAUAUAAUCCACCAGCAGCUACUCCAGAAGCAACAACAAGAGCAGACGCAUCCCAUCACUUUGCCGCCUAAGACCCCCACACAAGGCAAGAACCCUCCUGUCUUUCGGCGCGGCACCAUCACUCACAAGGCCACGGGCUUCUUCUCGCUCUUCCGGAAAAGCUAAAAAGCCAGGAGGCGUGGGGGAAGCUUCUAGAA